This is a messenger RNA of Anisakis simplex (herring worm), 1062 nucleotides long. The record is from the annotation of a GenBank genome assembly. Lineage: Eukaryota; Metazoa; Nematoda; Chromadorea; Rhabditida; Anisakidae.
UUGACCGACUCGGCGUAUGUGGUUAUGUGUAUGAUCAUCAUGACGCGUGUCUCGUUGGAAGUGUUCAAGUCGAUCGGCAGUGGUGAAUAUGUUCGGUGCAUUCAUUCGGUUGGAUGUCCUGAGCCUGUCACUAGAACCAUUGUCAGCAACUGGCUAUGCAAUCCGGAAAGAACUAUGAUUGCGCAUCGUCCGGCCGAACGUGAAAUUUGGUCGUAUGGCUCAGGUUACGGCGGUAAUUCACUGCUGGGUAAGAAGUGCUUUGCGUUGCGUAUCGCAUCGAAUAUUGCAAGGGAUGAAGGAUGGUUGGCCGAGCAUAUGCUUGUUAUGGGUCAGAUUUUGCACUUACGAAGACAUUUAUGUGGAAUUGUAUCAGAACUCGGAUGUAAUCAAGGUUCGUUUUUAGGUGUCACUCCACCAGGCGGAAAAGAGCAUUUCAUUGCUGCCGCAUUCCCGUCAGCAUGUGGCAAAACAAAUCUUGCAAUGCUUCAACCAACCAUUCCUGGUUGGCAAGUUCGUUGCGUUGGUGACGAUAUCGGCUGGAUGAAAUUCGGACCGGACGGCCGUCUAUACGGUCUGAAUCCUGAAGCCGGUUUCUUUGGUGUAUGCCCGGGCACAUCGACAAAAACCAAUCCGAUGGCUGUUGCAACAUUCCAAAAGAAUAGCAUUUUCACGAAUGUUGCUGAGACGGCCAAUGGUGAAUACUACUGGGAGGGAAUGGAAUGUGACCUCAAGGACCCUAAAGUUGAAAUGGUGAAUUGGUUGGGUGAGAAAUGGAAGAUCGGUGAUAAGGGUGAGGCGGCGCAUGCGAAUGCUCGUUUCACGACGCCGGCGAAACAAUGCCCUAUCAUUCAUCCAGACUGGGAAUCACCCAAAGGAGUACCGAUCGAUGCAAUCGUGUUCGGUGGUCGUCGUCCAGUUGGAGUACCGCUGGUUAUUGAGUCAUUUUCGUGGCAACACGGCAUUUUCGUCGGUGCUGGUAUUAAAUCUGAGGCUACCGCAGCUGCAGAGCAUAAGGGUAAGAAGGUUAUGCACGACCCGAUGGCUAUGCGUCCCUUCAUGGGA